Prorocentrum cordatum is the source of this 558-nucleotide messenger RNA. The record is from the annotation of a GenBank genome assembly. NCBI's taxonomy places the organism in Eukaryota, Dinophyceae, Prorocentrales, Prorocentraceae.
AUGCUGGUGGAGGCCAUGACCGUGCAGCAGGCGAAGGCCAAGUGCGAGGAGAUGCCCGAGUGCGCUGGCUUCACGUUCGCUGGCAGGCCCACCGCGGAGCCGGUGACCGUGCACUUCAAGCGCGCGUGGAUUUUGGAGGGCGAGGGUUGGACAUCGUACAGGCGGGCAGCACGGCCAGAGGACUCACACCCUGCCCACGCGGACAACUGCUUCCGCCGAGGCGCCGGGUGUGCCCGCGAAGCGCCGUUCUUCCACUGGCGCAGCCACAGCGCGAUCCUCUUCCUGCACGGCCCCGAGAGCGGAGAUUUCAGCGGUGGUGACUUUUUCUUCACGCCGGACUGGGAGAGCGAGGGGGCCGCCAGAGUAAGGGUGGUGCCGAAGGCAGGGCGCCUCGUCGCCUUCACAGCCGGCGAGGAGAACAUCCACGGGGUCGAGGAGGUCACCAACGGGACGCGUUGCGCGCUGGCCAUCUGGCUGACUCUCGACGCCGAGCUGGCCGAGCACAGGGAUGAGCUGCGGACGGCGCGCUCGCUGCUAGCAGCCCACAAGGGGACGUAG